UCGACGCGUACGGUUUGAAAUCGGUCGCAGCUCGGUCUCGCCUCGGUCAUUGGUCCUCGGAAUACUCUCUCAGCAUGAGUGCCUCGGGUAAAAGUUUAUUGGGUCUGUGGCUCUAUCGCAGUGGUGAACAGGAGUGGGCCGUUAAACAGGGCAGUCCUUUGCAUGGACCCCGCAAUAAAAAGGAUCUUGGGGGCUCGGACAGCAUUGAGAAUCCUGGAUUAAAUAAUGUGAACAAUAAGCUCAACUCGAUGACCAGUGAUAUGUUGGGUUGUGGUGGUGGUGUUGGUGUUGGUGGUGGUGGUGCUGGUCAAGCUCCAUGUUCCCCUGGCGAUAGAGUAUCGAUUAUAUUCACCCUGAAGAAUCAGGUGGGCAAUUUGGCUAGGGCCUUGCAGGUCUUCCAGGAGUUGGGCAUCAAUGUGCUGCAUUUGGAAUUAUCACCAUUGGAGAAUGCCACAAAUCAGGCUGAUGUUGUGGUCGAUGUCGAAUGUGACCCCAAACGUUUGGAUCAAGUUCUGCAGAUGUUGAACCGUGAAGUUCAUUCAGUGAAUUUCACUUCGGUGGACAAGAAUGCUUUGGUGAGGGCUCCCUCAUUGUCGGCUUGCUCCAGUUUUGAUUUUGGGGAUAUGAUGUGGUUUCCUAGAAAGAUUGCUGACUUGGAUAAAGCCCAAAAUGUUUUAAUGUAUGGCUCGGAACUGGAUGCGGAUCAUCCAGGUUUCAAGGACCCCAUCUAUCGUAAAAGACGAGAGAAAUUCUAUUCGAUUGCUAUGAAUUUUAAGCAUGGAAAUCCCAUACCUCGAGUGCAGUAUACACCGGAAGAAAUUAAAACCUGGGGUACGGUCUUCAAUGAACUUCAUCGUUUGUACAUCAAAUAUGCUGUACCUGAAUACAUGGAAAAUUGGCCGGAAUUGGUUAAGUAUUGUGGCUAUCGUGAGGAUAAUAUACCUCAGCUGCAAGAUGUGAGCACUUUCUUGAAACGCAAAACUGGAUUCCAGCUGAGACCUGUUGCUGGCUAUUUAUCGCCUAGGGAUUUUCUGUCGGGUCUGGCAUUUCGGGUAUUCCAUUGCACUCAAUAUAUAAGACAUUCUUCAGAUCCCUUUUAUACACCGGAACCGGAUUGUUGCCAUGAGCUUUUGGGCCAUAUGCCACUUUUGGCCAAUCCUAGUUUCGCUCAAUUUUCCCAAGAAAUAGGUUUGGCCUCAUUGGGCGCCUCCGAUGCAGACAUAGAAAAAUUGGCUACGUUAUAUUUCUUUACGGUGGAGUUUGGUUUGUGUCAUCAAUCGGACAAUUCUUUUAAAGUUUAUGGUGCUGGCCUUUUGAGUUCAGUGGCAGAGUUACAGCAUGCCCUUACCUGCAAGGAGAAAAUCAAAAAGUUCGAUCCUGAGGUAACAUGUAAGGAGGAGUGCAUUAUAACAUCCUAUCAGAAUGCCUAUUACUACACAGAGUCCUUUGAAGAAGCCAAAGAGAAAAUGAGAUCCUUUGCCGAGAGUAUUCAACGUCCCUUUGGUGUACGUUAUAAUCCCUACACUCAAAGUGUUGAGGUUCUUUCGAAUGCUCAGAAAAUUACAGCUGUUGUCAGUGAACUCAAGGGUGAUCUAAGCAUUGUUUGCUCUGCAUUGCGUAAAAUUUCCGCCACUGAUGAAACUUUAGACGUCGAAAGUAUUGCCAAUAUGUUGCAGACCAGUUUAAAUGUUCGUGGCGAUCGUACUCCUCAGAAUGCUAUAAGCCCCGAUAAUUCGGAUAACUCACAACAUUCCAUUGUGGUACAUACACCGGAUGAAUUGGGUGAAAUGGACUAAAGAGGACAACUAUAAAGCAGCCAAAGAUUCAACUAAAAAAAAAAAAAAAAUUAAUUAAAAAGGGACCAUCAUAUUAUUGUUGUAUUUUUAAUGUGUAAUGUUUUUUCCAAAUUUGAUUCUCUCCAUGACCUUAUUAAUGUUAAAGUAGAAAAAAAGGCUUAAAAAAUAUAAAUGUGUAAAUGCUACAUAAAAU
This is a messenger RNA of Stomoxys calcitrans (stable fly), 1989 nucleotides long. It is a transcript of the gene Trhn, whose product is annotated as tryptophan 5-hydroxylase 1. Gene Ontology annotation, biological process: aromatic amino acid metabolic process; serotonin biosynthetic process. The coding region runs from base 75 to 1796 and encodes 573 amino acids. Gene Ontology annotation, cellular component: neuron projection. Lineage: Eukaryota; Metazoa; Arthropoda; Insecta; Diptera; Muscidae. The transcript has 9 exons. The record is from RefSeq and is a predicted model, not a curated record. Gene Ontology annotation, molecular function: iron ion binding; tryptophan 5-monooxygenase activity.